AUGCUCUUCAGCACCUCUGCCCUCGCGGCCAUUGCCGCCCUCACCUCUCUCGGUGCUGCUGCCCCGGCCACCGAGAGCAGCCUCCGCACUCGCGCCGCCGGCGGCAAGCUGACCAUCUACUGGGGCGCCGAGGACGACAACCUCUCCCUGAUGGAUGUCUGCAACGACUCCACCUACGACAUUGUCAACCUAGCCUUCCUCGCCUACUUCAACAAGGCCGGCGGCUACCCGGGCCUGGAGAUGUCGGGCCUCGACGGCCCCUCGUCGGCGCAGCGCAAGGCCGGCGCCACGGGCCUCAAGGACGGCUCCCCACUCGUGCCGGCCAUCAAGAAGUGCCAGGCCAACGGCAAGCUGGUGAUUCUGUCCAUGGGCGGCGCCACCGACUACUCCGACGUGCGUCUGAGCAGCGACGCGCAGGGUGAAAAGGUGGCCGACCAGGUCUGGAACCUGUUCCUCGGCGGCACCGACCACAAGGAGCUGCGUCCCUUUGGCGACGUCAAGCUCGAUGGUGUUGAUCUGGACAACGAGACCAACGACUCGACUGGCUACCUCGCCAUGACCAAGCGCUUCCGCGCCAACAUGGCCAAGGACAGCAGCAAAAAGUACUACCUGACGGCGGCACCGCAGUGCCCGUUCCCGGAUCAGUCGGAGCCGCUCAGCGUGUGCAAGCUGCUCGACUACGUGUGGGUGCAGUUCUACAACAACGGCGACUGCAACAUUGCGCAGUCGGGCUUCAACGCGGCCGUCAAGAACUGGUCCAAGGGCAUCGGCAACGCCAAGCUCUUCAUCGGCGGCCUGGCCUCGGGCGCUGACGGCGACGAGGGCUACGUCGACCCCAACACCUUCAUCAAGGCCCUCAAGGGCGUCGAGGCCAUGAACCUGCCCAACUACGGCGGCGCCAUGCUCUGGGAGGCCCAGCUAUCCAAGACCAACGGCGACUUUGCCAAGAAGAUUCGCAGCUCUGUGUAA
Messenger RNA from Akanthomyces muscarius, 969 nucleotides. RefSeq lists its product as uncharacterized. Lineage: Eukaryota; Fungi; Ascomycota; Sordariomycetes; Hypocreales; Cordycipitaceae. The record is from RefSeq and is a predicted model, not a curated record. Gene Ontology annotation, cellular component: extracellular region. The coding region runs from base 1 to 969 and encodes 322 amino acids. Gene Ontology annotation, biological process: carbohydrate metabolic process. Gene Ontology annotation, molecular function: chitinase activity. The transcript is spliced from 2 exons.